AUGCAUCUUGGCAUAUCGAUUCUGUUAGCCAAAGAUCCGAUCGACAGCGAAAAGAAACACUUAUUCACAUUUCUUGAGCCACUCUCGUUUGGGGCUUGGAUAUCGCUUGCCGGUGCCUAUCUCGUCGUAUCGAGCACUAUGUGGUUGCUUGCUAAAUUUAGUCCAUAUGAAUGGUACGAUAUCCAACAAAUAGACGGCCGAGAUAGAAGCAUGGAUGAUCGGAAAAACCAGUUUACAAUUCUGAACAGUUUAUGGUUUGCAGUUGGAAGUCUGAUGCAGCAGGGUUCGGACGUCAUUCCACGAGCCGCUGCUACA
This is a messenger RNA of Gongylonema pulchrum, 315 nucleotides long. NCBI's taxonomy places the organism in Eukaryota, Metazoa, Nematoda, Chromadorea, Rhabditida, Gongylonematidae. The record is from the annotation of a GenBank genome assembly.